Messenger RNA from Hyla sarda, 1656 nucleotides. RefSeq names its product dynactin associated protein (gene DYNAP). Lineage: Eukaryota; Metazoa; Chordata; Amphibia; Anura; Hylidae. The transcript is spliced from 9 exons. Gene Ontology annotation, biological process: activation of protein kinase B activity. The record is from RefSeq and is a predicted model, not a curated record. Gene Ontology annotation, cellular component: Golgi apparatus; plasma membrane. The coding region runs from base 141 to 1580 and encodes 479 amino acids.
UCAGUGCACUCCGACAACUCUGCUACAUCAGUGCACCCUGACAACUCUGCUACAUCAGUGCACCCUGACAACUCUGCUACAUCAGUGCACCCUGACAACUCUGCUACAUCAGUGCACCCUGACAACUCUGCUCGUCCAAUAUGAACAACCCUGGGUUUGAGCUGCAGGAAGAUGGACUAGAGAGAUCUAACUCCAAUAAAAAACUGCAAACAGACUACUGUGAAUAUAGGCAUGAUAAGAAGAGGUCAUGCUCUCUGAUGAAAAUCUUCUUGGUCUGCUUCCUUGCAUGUCUCAUAACCACUGCUAUCGGAGUGUUGAUUCUAUGUCUGGUAUAUCUGGGCCAUUUCGACCAAAAAUCAAUGCAACAGUCAAUGAAUCCUGCUCCCCCGGAGAUGAGUAAAGACCCUUCUCAGAACACAAAUAACAGCACCAUCACCGAGCCCCGCUUCAAUUUCAUGAGUCAGCUCAGUAAGUCCAAGGUGUUUGAGUUUGAAGGGGGAGCCAUCCAGUGGGCCCGCUACAGGAACAACCCCAAAGAUUAUUCCGAUGAGAAAGAGAUGCAGUUCGGUGCCAGCAUCAACCAACAUCAAUCUAAAAUGACCGUGGGGACGUUGAGGAUUGUCAGUAAAGGGCUGAGAGCCCCACAUUGGCAUUUCAAUGCCAACGAGCAUGGCUUCCUGGUGCAGGGCACGGCAUGGAUUGGUGUAGUAGAUGACGGUGGGGUUGAUGUCACGACCUACAAUGUCACAGCUGGCCAGGUCAUCUUCUUCCCAAAAAACACACUACACUGGGUAAAAAAUGUGGGCGUUGAAGACUGCCUGUUCAUCCUCUUCUUCACAACACAUGAUGAGCUCAGUACUCUGGAUGUGGAUGACGCGUUUUACAUGACACCAGAAGACAUUGCUGCCAGGUCAUUAAAGCCAGUAGGUGGCGUAAACUUCAUCAGAACCUUUCAGAAACCAAAAGAAGAUCAAGCGAUAAAUCUCCCCAAAAACUUGGUAGAACUAAUCCAAAAUGCUGACUAUGUUCAAUCGAAUGACUACGAUGUCUGGAAGUAUUUUUACGACUUGAAAGGGUCUAAAGAAUUUGUCUUCCCUGGAGGAAUCAUACAGUGGGCUCGCUACCGCAAAAACGGAGUUGGUCUAAACGAUACUGAGAAAAUCUACAGUGAAUCUGUCAAUUCUCACGCUGACACCCUUACUCUGGGUACCCUCCGAAUUAAAUCCAAUGGUCUGCGACAGCCACAUUUCCACUUCAACGCACAUGAGAUGGGAUACGUCAUCAGCGGAUGCGGUCAAAUCGGAAUCAUUGGUGACACACGUGUCCCAGACUUCACGGUCGGUAUUGGCGAUGUGUUUUUCUUUCCAAUCGGAACUCAGCAUUACAUCAAAAGCACAUGUGAUGAGGAUUUAUUCAUGAUUCUGGCCUUCAGUACCGGAAACCAGCUGGAAACACUAGACAUGGAUGAUUAUUUCCACGCAACAGCCGACCACAUCCUCGCACAGUUAUUCUUAAAGAAACAGCAAGAAUUUAAGAAGAUUCCAAAGUUGGAGAACGAUCAAGCCGUGAAUCUGCCAUAGGCCUUGUUCUUCAUCAUUUGGGACCUUAUUAGUACCUGGCUGCCCAAGUACUGCUAUAUGUUUACAACAAGGACUA